AUGACAAGCUUCAAAGUAAGCAUGAUCGUAUUAAUGGAAAAAGAAAUAAGCGUAAGCGUUACAGACGUGGGCAACGACGCAUUGGUUCCAAGACCGCCCGAGCUAUGUGUACAUGAUCACAUUUUAGCAUCUGAUCCAAAGGCACGUGAGCAUCCGUCGAAUAAUU
Messenger RNA from Ambispora gerdemannii, 166 nucleotides. NCBI's taxonomy places the organism in Eukaryota, Fungi, Glomeromycota, Glomeromycetes, Archaeosporales, Ambisporaceae. The record is from the annotation of a GenBank genome assembly.